AUGGGCAACAAAUUUCAGAUCGCACACAUGGACGGAUCGGCCCGCAGCAACUACGAGCGACAACAGGGCGCGAUUGACACAAAAAUGCGGGCUUGGCAACAACAUAACAAGGGGCAGCAAAAACAAACCUUGACGACGUCUCGUGGCGCGACAACUUUCAACUCAAAAUGGAGCGUCAUUCCAAUGGCGGCAAGAACCAUCAAGGACGACGAGUUCAACUGCUCAAACGAAUCUGCAACGAAUGCUCUUGGUGCUGAGGCAAUUAUCAUGGCGGAAGAUUAG
Messenger RNA from Zychaea mexicana, 282 nucleotides. RefSeq lists its product as uncharacterized. Bases 1 to 282 code for a protein of 93 amino acids. NCBI's taxonomy places the organism in Eukaryota, Fungi, Mucoromycota, Mucoromycetes, Mucorales, Lichtheimiaceae. The transcript is spliced from 2 exons. The record is from RefSeq and is a predicted model, not a curated record.